CUCAUUUGGAAGCAACAGAGCACCGACAUCAACGUCGCGUAUGGACUAGAGACGAUCAUGGAGAAGGAACAGUUCUCGCCGGCGCAACUGUCCUUCUUUGCCAUAUACAGUCCGCCGCUGGGACCGACCGACGAGACGUUCGGCGACCAGGUCGUCUUCUACUAUUCGCGAUCCGUCCGGGAUGCGCGUCUGAAGGCCAAAGCAACAGCAGACGAAGACCGACUAUCCGAGAAUGAGAAGCUACGACAGAUUGGCCUUGCUCAAGGCAUGGCGGGCUUUGCCAGGAACUUUUCCGACGGAGAGCCCAUCGAAGCCGUCGAGACGGAGAAGUCGCGUAUCUUGAUACACGAAUUGGAGAAGGACUGGUGGGUGCUGGCAUCCGUCGACCUCACUCGUCUCCCGUCGUCAAACAAAGAGCAGGAAUAUGAAUACUCGUCGCGAGAAGUCAGCCCGGCACCACUCCUCCUACAACAGGUCCUUGCCGCAUAUCGCGUCUUUACCCUGCACCAUGGCCCGUCAAUCAGCGACAUGUAUGUCAAGCUCACCAGAGACAAGUUCACGGGCGUCCUCGAUCGCUUCUGGAGUCGCUUCUGCCGCAACUGGGACGUCCUGUUACACGGAAACCCCGCCAUUGAUAUCUUCGGAGGCUUGAAGCUUGCAGCGGGAGGUGAACUGGGCUACGGUGUCGGUGAGGAAGACUGGGGCAGUGGAGACAGGGAAGUGCUCGAGGACCUGGUUCACCGUACCGAAGGACUGGUCGAUCUGCUUGUCCAUCGCUUCGGCGAGGCCGCUCCUCCCGAGAAUGACUUCCGGAACGACGACCCGUCUCAAGACACAAUCGAUGAUGCUCGACACGGUCUCCCCUGGCUAGGCUGCGGACACGAACCUCAGGCUCCCGAUGGUCUUAUCUUCAGUGGUGUGGGUGCCAUCAUACGUCCCUCCAUUCGCGACAUCUCUGUUUGGGUCCGUGAUAUAUAUGCCUAUGGCGAGCAUGCUUAUGGUGUAAAAGAUAAUCCACACCGUCAACGUCGUAAGAGGCGUAGGCGUCAACCUGUGGGCAACCCAGAUCCCGAGUCUGAGACCCCGAUCGCUACUGAAGAGGAUCUCAAGAAGAAAGCCAUCAAGCAGUUGAAGGGCAUCCAGCUUCCACCUGAUCCUCGUCCGCAGAUGCACGAUAGAGUCGCUUCUCACGACCAUGCGACUGGUGAUGCAGGAACUCAAGUCGCUUCGCAUCCUGGCAUCCCUCCUCCUAUCGUCAGCGCUGUGGAGGCCUCACUCAAUCGAGCCAGCGCUUCGGCUGACUCCCACACUUCUGAUCAACCUGCACCACCUCCUGAACAGUCGUCAGGAUGGGGUCUAGGAAGCUCCGACAAGUGGGUUAAGUAUCUUAGCUUUGGUUUAGCAUCAGGAGGAAAGCGAUCUGAAUCACCAAAACGACCUGAGGGUCCACGCCGUACAUCGACAUCCAGCUCAAGGACCGUCAAAGGAGUUCCGUUUUCAAAGUCCAAAGAGGAUAAGGACGAACCUCCUAUGCGGCACCUCGACCCUAAUCCUGACGGCUAUGAAGCAAUGGCUGCAGUCCAGCGUCAGCGCAACCGAGAAAAUAAGGGCCAAUUCCUGAUCGGCUACCAAGGCGACCUCGAUAAAGAACCAGCCGAAAACGACGACGACAGCGACACAACAAUCGGCGGCUCCGAAGUUCCCGAAGCUGAACGCAACCUCUUGCGCACCAUCAAAGUCGACCUCACAGAAAGUGCGUCGCAGAUGGAAGAAAUGGAUUCUCGCGCCAGCUUUAUGAACAACGACACGUCCUCGCGCUUCCGCGUCCUGGUCUAUGUGCAUAGACCUUUCAUUCACGUUUUCCUCUUCGAGCAGAGAACACCUUCCCUCACCAUGACAGGCUUCUACCGCGACCUACACAAACACCUCCGACCACUGCACAAAUCCCUCCUCAACAGCACCUCUGCACAAAAAGUAGCAGAACGGAUAGCAGCAGCACAUACCUCUCCCCCCGAACCCUUAUCCGUCAACCCGCAAAACCCACCUUACGCACCUCCCCGCAACAGCCCUGUAUUCGACCUCGUAUUCGACCCCGUGAACUUGACCUGCCACACUUCCCUCCCCAAUAUCCCCGAGCCAGGGCAAAUAACACCACAACAUGGAAGUAUCGGCACCACAUCCAGUGGCAGGGAUGCACCUCCCCAAUGGACGAGAUUGGAAGCCCUGAACGUGCAUUCUCACAUCCUCUUCACACUCCAGCACUCUUUCCGCAACCCGCAAGAAACCGAACGCACUUCAAAAACCAGCAGGCAUUGGUGGAUAGUAUGGCUUCGCGUACCUCAACCCGGUCAGGAGGAUGGCAAACAUCCCCGUCCCGAACAUUGCCGUACUGCCUUCCUCGUCCGCAAAGCUCGCGAUCAUGUUGUGGAGAAGAGGAAUAUGGGUGGCGCUAAGGGGAUGGCUAGUCGCGUUAGCAGUGGCAUGUAUAAUCUUGUCGGGGCCAGGGGAGGAGGUGGGCAGGAAAGCGGUAGUGGUAGUGCAGGAGAAGACAAUUCUGGCAAUGGAUGGGGUAGUGCUGCCGCAUUGGCUGGAGGUAUUGGAAUUGAUGCGAGGAAGUAUGUCGAGAAUCUGUUGAGUCUGAACAGGUAGAGCAGAGAAGGAAUUUGAAACGUUGAGUCGUCGUUGCUGACAAUAUGCUGCUUUGCUUCAUAUCUCGUGAUUUACGCUGUUUGCUCUCUCUCUCUCCUCUGUUGUAGUCAAGCUGAGGAUACGUGGGUUCUUUCGUCACCAAGUCAUUCUGGCUGAUGGUAUCACCCUGAUCUUCACCACACCAUGUCGAAACAAC
Messenger RNA from Aureobasidium pullulans EXF-150, 2845 nucleotides. RefSeq lists its product as uncharacterized. Lineage: Eukaryota; Fungi; Ascomycota; Dothideomycetes; Dothideales; Saccotheciaceae. Gene Ontology annotation, biological process: vesicle-mediated transport. The record is from RefSeq and is a predicted model, not a curated record. The coding region runs from base 58 to 2649 and encodes 863 amino acids. The transcript is spliced from 3 exons. Gene Ontology annotation, cellular component: Mon1-Ccz1 complex; intracellular membrane-bounded organelle.